UUUCGGGAGCAGCCGCUGUCGGAGAAGGAGGUUGGCUGGGAAAGUUGCUCUUUCGCCGCUCCGUGUCGCGCGCCCUCGCCCGCCUCUCUCGGCGUUGCUGCUUUGAGGGGGCCACGCCGCUCGCCCCCCCCCCGGACCUCCGUUUCCCGCCUUCGCUGCCGGAGGCGGGCCGCUUUACCUGUUGCUUCAGCCGCCGCCCCGCGCGCCCCUUUGCCUUCCUUCUCCUCACCUGGCCCCUCCUGCCUUCCCUGGGAGACCCCGGAGCGCGCUCGCCUUUUGCCCUUCCGGUCAAGCCUUUUCGCUCUUUCUCUUCCCUUCUUCCGGCCUGCCUUGUCCCCGAACCUCUCUGCUUCCCGUCCCCAGUCUGUGGACCAGAGACCUUUCCACUUCCUCCCUUGCUUGGGCGCCUUCCGCUGAGCCCCCACAGCCUCCUAGCUUAGGCUUCCUGGACUGUGAAAACCUCCCACUCCCCACCUAGUUCUUUCAUUCAUUUUCUCCUCCUUAUGACCCUUUCUCUGACUCCCCCCCCCCAAUCCUCUGCCCACCUCCACACUCCAACUUCCUGCCCUUGCUCUUCCAAUGCCUCUGCUGCUCCCUUCUAGCUUGCUCUACUUCCUCUGCCAUCACAUUCCUGCCCAGUUGAAGCGUUGAGGGGGAUGGUCUUCUUCCAGAGGCUUCCCUGACUGUUCCCAAUGCUGAGGCCAAAGUGGAUGAGAUCUGGGCCCCCGCCUUGACCAUGGCCUUGGUGAGCUCCGAGGGAGCGGCUGAAGGGACCUCGGGGACCACCGGCCGUACCUCCUGCCCGCUCUGGACCGUGCUCUAUGACUACGAGGCCUCCGGGGAAGAUGAGCUGAGCCUGCGGCGAGGGGAAGUGGUGGAAGUUCUCUCCAAAGAUGCGGCGGUCUCCGGAGAUGACGGCUGGUGGGCUGGCAAAAUCCGUCACCGCCUCGGUAUCUUCCCAGCCAACUAUGUGACCUACCAGCCGGGACGCUACCAACAUCCCCCGCUGGGAUUGCUGGAAAAGUCUGGGCAUGAAGCCCAAGCCCAAGCUAUGGGCGAUGGGCAUCCUGUCAGUGGUGAAGACCAUUUGGGUUCUCUAGCAGAGAUUAACUUCCAGCAUCUGGAACUGCAGGAGAUCAUUGGAGUUGGGGGCUUUGGCAAAGUUUAUAAAGCAAAAUGGAAGGGCCAAGAAGUGGCAGUGAAAGCAGCGCGGCAGGACCCAGAUGAGGACAUCAAGGCCACGGCAGAGAGUGUGAGGCAGGAGGCAAAGUUGUUCUCCAUGCUGAAACAUCCCAACAUUAUUGAGCUUCAUGGUGUAAGUUUGCAGGAGCCCAACCUCUGCCUGGUCAUGGAAUAUGCUAGGGGAGGACCCCUCAACAGAGCUCUGUCAGGGGCCUCUCCCUCCACCAGUGGGAGUCAUUGGGGCCGUCGGAUACCUCCUCAUAUACUGGUCAACUGGGCCGUGCAGAUAGCUCGCGGGAUGCUUUACUUGCAUGAAGAAGCCUUAGUAUCCAUCCUUCACAGAGACCUCAAGUCAAGCAACAGUAAGUACAGUGUUCAAAUAGUUUAAAAACUGAGUGAGACAAGUUACAAAUUCCUUUCCAUUUUUAAAUGUUGCAAUCCCGAACAGCACUGUGAGAAACAUUGUUUUUAAACAAUGUGGUGUUCUAAGUGAAGGCAAUGAAAUAUUUUUUCUGUAAGACCUGGAUUUGGCAAUGUCACAAUGAAGCUCUAACCUCUUGAGUCAAGUUGGAUAAAAGAGUCAAGUCUCAAAAUCAAAAGUUAGACUCGAGGCAUUUGUACUGGGAUUUGAAAUCAGUACUUUUUCUUUUCCUAUUCAGAAUCUGCCUUUCAAUUAUUCUAUGUUACAAGAUAAUCCAGUUCUGUUCCUUUUCUGUUGUCGCAACACCAUUGUAGAUGCACAAGCUGUUCAGUUUUUAGCUGUGUUUGCAUUCUUAGAAAACCUGAGCAGCCUCUUAAAGAAAAAGGGUUUGGGUGACAUUUUUCUUCUGAUAUUUUGGUUUCAGCAUUGUUGAUUAUAAAAACAACAAAAGCAUUUGUUUGCUUGUUUUAGGAGUUAUAUUUAGACUAGGGCUAUUGCUUAUAUACACUACCUGGCUUGUAAAUAUUGAAAAUCUAAAAUAGUAAUGCUGCUCAAAUCUGUGGACUGUUGUUGUUUGGUGCCAUUUUGUUAAAUCUGGGAGGAAGCAAUCUUCACCAAUAGCUUAUUAUUGUUUCCAGGUGCCUGAGGUGUUUAAUGUCAUAAUUUGAAGGGCGGUAAGUGUGCAGAACUGCCGUAAAAAAGUGUUUCACUGUCUUUACCUGUCCUUGUGUACCACGUCAGAUGGGUGGGGUACAAAUAAUAAACUGCUGCUGCUACCAAUUAUUAUUAUUAAUGUGGAUUGUGAGGAUCAGUGUUGCUUGGGGUGUGGGGUUCGUGCCACAUCCUGAAAGCUCAUAAUGAAGGAUCCCAUUGCUUUUCAAGUGGAAAACAGAGGGGGAAUUUCUUAUUCUCAAAAUAUCCUGUUGCAACACGUAGAAUAAGCAAUGGUGGAAUAGUUUGAAAAUUCAAAAUGAGUGAAGAAAGCUUCCAUGUUUUCCUGCUACGACAUGGCCAGUUUACUUUGUUGGACCAGUAUUUUCUAGUCGUUGGCAUUAAAGGAGGUCCCCCCCAGCCCCGUACUCACACUACAGUAGUUACGCUAGUCCCCUUAAGCUUCUGCAAUGCCACCCUAUUGACUUAAUAUAAAGCUGCUGCUUCUUAAGGCACCCACCCGUGUUGGAUAUAUAAGCUAAUCUCCAAAUGGCACCUUAAACCUACGUUAUAGUUGCCACAAUAGAAUAAAUUUAUCGUUAUUAAUUUCAUUUCUAUACCACUUUGUAUUUUAAAGAAAAAAAUCUCAGAGUGGUUUACAACAUAUUAAAACUUCAAAUAAAACAAUCCAGAAUAAAACAAAUUCAAGCUUCAAAUAAAAUAUUUCAGAUCCUUCUCUAAGUGACAUUUCCCCCAUAUUUAUUUACCUACUUAAUUUAUAUAGAUGCCCCAUAGCAGAAGUACUCUAGGAAGUCAGUGUGGUGUAGUGGUUAGAGCAUCAGACUAGGACAUGGGAGAUCAGGAUUCAAAUACCCACUCAGUCAUGAAGCUCACUGGGUGACCUUGGGCCAAUCACAGCCUCUUAACCUACUUCACAGGGUCAUUCUAGGAAUUAACUGGUGGUGGGAGGGUGACCCAAUUUGGAUGUAAAAUGAAGCCAGGCAUCGUGGCUUGAACUUCCCACAUAUGCUGGGAGAGAACUAUCCGCACAUCAUGGUUAACUAUGGUUUACUGUGACAUGUGAACACAACCACUGUUUCACUUGUGUAGCAUAUAAGGGUUGUUUAUUUCUUAUUUGACAUUAUGUGUGCAGGUCAGACGCUUGUGCCUUCUUGCAUUUGUGUGCAGAUGUUUAUGCAUGUACACACACUGCAUAUAAGUGUUCUGUCACUUGUUUGGGAUCUGUGCACCAGCUGCAGUCUGGAAAUUGCUACCAGAAAUGGAAUGGAAAGAAGUCCUCUUAAACCAAAUUCUAUGUGUGCAGCUUAAGCAUGAAUGGACAUCCCUCUGCCAUGGUCCAUAAAUAUGAGGCUGAAAAUCAUUCAAAUGUGAAAUAUGACUAAACGUAAUGAGAUUAUGGGAAAGUUCCAAUAAGGUAGCAGGAGAGGUGGAAAGGCCUCAUUUGACUCCUCCAAGCACCCAAGGAAAAAGCUAGAUAUUUAUUUUCUUGCAAAACUGGUUUUAUCUUUAAAUACUGCCUUAUUUCUGGGGAAGAAAUGAAAAUGCCCCAAAGUUGCAGUUUUAAAUAUAUUACCAUGAAGUAUGUCCUAUAGAUCCUAGUGGGACUUAAGUUCUGGAUAAACAUGCUUAGGGUUGGAUUAGAUAGUGCAGAUGCUGAUGUGCUACAUUCUGUAGUUAUCUCUAGAGUGCAGGGUUGCUCCCAAGCUACACGCUUAACCCCUGAGUCAUAAAUACCCUUCCAUCUGGGCUUUCUUCAGAAUAACCAAAUACCAUAUUAAGACACACUUUUUUCCUCCUAAAAAGUAAGGGGAAGUGUCUGUGCGUCUUAUGGAGCGAAUGUGUGGUUGAUCGCUGGCUCCCUUUCUGGCCCCGCCCCCUUGCCCCGGCCUCCAUUGUUGAAUGUUCUGCAGAUGGAGGCUGUUUGUUUUCCCAGCGACAUGUGACUGGAUGAUUAGAUUAUCUGUCUGGAAACUGUAGAAACAGCUCCCCUUCCUUUCCUAAAGAAGCUGCAGAACUGUGAGUUGAACCCCCUAAAAACAGGAUUUUUUCCCUUUGCAAAGUAAGCUCAACAAUUUUGAGUUGAUCCUCAAAAAAUGGGGCUUUCCCCCUUUCCUCCUCUAAAAACUAGGUGCGUCUUAUGGUCAGGUGCGUCUUGUGGAGUGAAAAAUACGGUAUAUAUCCCAGUUGCAUUCUAGCCUUAGCACAAUGGUCUCACAAUUGCUUUUCAGCAAUAAUAACAUGAUCCACACACAAAUGGGUUAGAAUAGCCUUGCUACAUGCAAGGCAGCUUGGUUGUGAUGCAAUUAAAUUCUUUAGAGAUGUAAACAAAAUCUGGCUAGUUCCCUUCAGGGUAGGAGAAGUGCUGGUUUUUAUACUUCUAGAAAUGGGGAAUUGGCCAUCAUGAGUUUCUCCCUUCCCAAAGGCCUUGCCGAAUGCAACCUGAAACCUGCAUGGCACCUACGGAGCCUUAUUUGCAUGUCUGCUACCUCCUCCCAUGUUCCAUCUUCGGAAGAUUACAGGAUGCAGACUCAUAGCUUUUCACCAGCUAACUUUUAAAAAAUUCUCUCCCUCUCUCUCCUGUCUGCCUCACUUUGUUCAGCCUGAUGAGAAGUUUUGGGGAACCUGAAAGGUUGAAUACAAUUUUCUGACAUACUCUUUGGCCUGAUACAUAUAUUGCCCUUAUAUGGAUUUUGAAACAGUGGCCCGAUCCGUGCCAUACAUUUCAGUAUCUUGUGGUUUUAAACAGUCAUGGAUUCCUCCAAAGAAUCCUCCAGACUUGGAGCAUAUCUGAGGGGGGGUGGAAGCUGCAGGGUGGAGAAUAAGCAUAUAUCCCAUUUGCAGAUGUUGGAGGCAAAUUUGGAUAUCAUCCUUGGAGUACGUCCAGCCAGCAAGCUCCAAUGGUAAAACACAAACACCAAACUGAAAAGAAUUGACAUCUGGAGAAAUGGGUACCUUCACCUUCUGUACCACUAAGCCUUAAUUUCAAAAAACUCAUUUUAAUUCCUUUAUAUAUUUUAAGGAAUUUAUAUUCCAGCUUCCACAAUAACAGCUAUGAUCGGCUGGCCUACAUAAUUUAAGACAAAGUAACAUAAUGUCAUAAAAGAAGCUGGACAACAACAGAGACAAGUUCAUUAGAUUAAAAUACAGUCAGCAUUGAAGGUACCAAAAAGAUAGGAACCCAGAGUCUGUGUCAGGAGUGUUUCCACUUGGUGUCAAGAAGGAAUGGGGAUGCAUAAGGAAUAGCUGCCAAGUUCUCUCCCCAGCCUAACAAGCAGGCUGGUGGCCUUUCAGAGAGGCAAAGUGUGUAAGGGAAUGAGCGAGUGACCCCAUGAUACAGCACAGUGUUGUGCAGCAUAGAUGAGAAGAAAGAUAUAGUGACUAUGACAGGAAAAGAAAGCAACUAAAUAAGGCGGCUAGUGGCAUAUUUAGGAGGUUGCCAGAGACUUGCCAUGCAUACUUGGCCCACCUGCAGCUGCUCAGCAGAGCAAACCCAUUAGCCAUUCCUGCUACUACUUUAAUUAUUAGCUGUUUUGCAUUAAAUAAUAUUGUACUAUAUGGUGGGAUUUUCUUGGGAGGGGAAUCGUAAAACUGUGUAAUGGUUAGAGGUGGCUACAUAUGUUGAGUCAUGAGGUUCUGCAGCAGAGUUGUUCUGCCUACAGUAAUGAAGGUAAGGUGCAGGUCAUUUAUAGGAACAAGCUGCUUCAGUUUGAGCCAGCAAAGCACAGGAAAUGCCCAGGCUAUCCUGAACUUCCUUUUAGUCAGCUUCCUUUAUGUCUCGUGAAACUGAGCAUUCCAUUAUUGUCUCAUCUUAAAGCCAAGUACAUAUGCUGCGAUUAGAUAGCCUUUCCCUUGAGGUUUGAUUAGAAAUUAUGACAAAUGUAAUACCGUAUUUUUCGCACCAUAGGACGCACCGGCCCAUAGGACGCAUCAAGUUUUUUGGGGGGGAAAUAAAGAAAAAAAAUUUUAUUUCCCCCCCCAGGCGCUUGUGGGGCCGGCAGCGGGGAGAAGUGCUCUUCUCCCCGCAGUCCGCCUUCAGACCAGGUCCAGGGACAGCAGGAAGACGCGCUGCGGCUCCCAGCUGUCCCCGGAGCUUGCGGGGCAGGCAGCGGGGAGAAGCGCUCUUCUCCCCGCCACCCGCCUUCAGAUCAGGUCUGGGGACAGCGGGAAGACGCGCUGCGUCUCCCAGCUGUCCCCGGAGCUUGCGGGGCUGGUGGCGGGGUCUCAAACCACUUCGGGAGACAGCGGGAUGGCGACGUUCCGCCUCCCUCUGUCCCCCGACCUUGUGGGGCUGGCGCUGGGGCUCUCCUGAAGCCUGGAGAGCGAGAGGGGUCGGUGCGCACCGACCCCUCGGGCUCUCCAGGCUUCAGUGAAAGCCUGCAUUCACCCCAUAGGACGCACACACAUUUCCCCUUCAUUUUUGGAGGGGAAAAAGUGCGUCCUAUAGGGCGAAAAAUACGGUAAUUUCUCUCCACCCACACCCUGCCUUAUGCACCCAAAGGCUUAUUGAUUGCUAGGCAUUAUACUAGUGCUUCUUUUGCUCUGCGUGGGGAUAGUCGGUGAUGCAAUAGAGGAUGCAUGAGAAAAUAAUAAUGAAGCAAUCCCUUGGGGAUUGUAUUGAUGUCAAAGGUUAAUCACAUCCCUUUCUGCUAGAUCUGGCAGAACCUCUAUGCGUUAAUGACAAGCAAAGUCAAGCAUUUCUUUGUUUUGAUGUUUUGGGGUGACAUUAUUUCUGACAAACUAGACCAUAGUACAGUGGUACCUCAGUUUACAAACUUAAUCCGUUCCAGAAGUCUGUUCUUAAACCAAAACCAUUCUUAAACCAAGGCGUGCUUUCCCUAAUGAGGCCUCCCGCCGCUAGUGCCCUUCCACCAUUCGGAUUCUGUUCUUAGACCGAGGUAAAGUUCUCAAACCAAGACACUAUUUCCGGUUUUGCGGAGUUUGUAAACCAGUUCGUCCUUAAACUGGACUGUUCUUAAACCGAGGUACCACUGUAAAAGUUUCGAUCAUAGAAUACCUUUGUUCUAGUCUAAACAAUAUUUGUAUCGUUCCCUGACCUAUAGAUUUUUGAAAUGGAUUAUUUUCGCUUUCCUUGCUGAAUAACCAGCACUUGUAUUUGGUUUAGUAAACUUUCUAUAGCUGUUCUGCACAUGUAUAAGCACAUUAGAAGUGUUGUCAUAGAUCAAAUUAAAAGAUUACCUGGUCUAUCAUUAUAUCUUCAGCAGCUGCCAGCCAGAUGUCUCAGGAAACUCAAAAUAUGAUGGAGAUUACUCUUCCUUUUUUUUUUUUUGCCCGAACAUAUGGACAUUAGAGGCAUAUUGACAGAGCAUGGAAAUUCCAUUUUAGCAGUCACUGAUGAUAGAAUUGACCUCCAUUCAUAUGCGUGUUUUUAAAAUGCAAUUGGUUCUAGGUCCAUCACAGCAUCCUGUACAAAACUAUACAUGUGUUGUAAAAAUAUGUUUAUUUUUAUUUAUUUAACAGAUUUUUUAAAAUUGAUUUUUAUUCAUUUUCCAAAUAUUUUUAUACAAUCAGCUCGUAUUUAAUCACACAAUCAUCAAUUUUUGACUUCCCUCAGUUUCUCUGCCAAUCUUUCAUUAAAAUUUCUAUUGUUAACGCAUUUCUAACCUUAUUAUUGCCUUUAACCAUUCCUCUUCCUUUCUCCUACUUUCUUUUUUACAAUAUUUCUUAAUUUUUCACAGAGACUCUUCAAAACCAACAAGCGUUGUCUGUACAUCACAUAUGCUUUUCAGAUAUUCUGUAAAUCUCCCCCAGUCCUCAAUAAACUUUUGGUCUUUCUGAUAUCGAAUCUUCCCAGUUAGUUUAUCCAAUUCUGCAUAUUCAGUCAAUUUCAUUCUCCAUUCUUCCACUGUUGGAAUUUCUUCCUGCUUCCAUCUUUGCGCCAGAAGUAUUCUUGCUGCUGUAACCGCGUAUUGGAAAAGUUGACAGUCUUUUCUAUUAAUUUUGUUACCUACCAAUCCUAGUAGGAAGGCCUCUGGUUUUUUAACAAAUGUAUAUCUCAACAUCUUUUUCAAUUCAUUAUAUAUCAUUUCCCAGAAGCCUUUCACCCUUUUGCACUCCCACCACAUAUGAUAGAAAGUUCCUUCUUUUUCUUUACAUUUCCAACACUUGUUACAUGUUUUAUACAUUUUAGCCAAUUUAACUGGCGUUAUGUACCAUCUAUAUACCAUUUUCAUUACAUUUUCCUUCAAUGCGGUACACGCCGUAAAUUUUAAUCUUUCAUUCCAUAAUUUCAUCCAGUCAUCAUAUUGUAUAUUAUAACCAAAAUCUCUGGCCCAAUGUAUCAUUACCGAUUUUACCUCUUCAUCUUUUGUAUGCCAUUCCAGCAACAUUUUAUACAUUUUAGACAAAUUUUUAUACUCAUUAUUCAAUACCUCUGUUUGAAAUUUUGAUUCUUUUCCUUCAUAUCCACAUAUUUUACAGUCUUUUUUAAACAUUUCACUAAUCUGAUAAUAGUGCAACCAAUCAUAAACAAAUUCUUUCACCUCUUCAUAAGUUUUCAUUUUCCAUUUACCCCCCCUCUCUUACUAUCAAUUCUCCAUAGGUUAUCUACCUCCCCCUCAUAUUUAUCUUUUUCACACUCAUCAUUUCCAAUGGUGAAAUCCAAUGGGGGAGUCUUGGUUCCAACAGAUUUUUAUACCUCUCCCACACCUCUAUCAAAGAUCUACAGAAAAUGUGCUUUUCAAAACCUUUAUGAAUUUUUCUCUUUUCAUACCAUAGAUAUGCAUGCCACCCAAAUCUAUUGUCAAAUCCUUCUAAAUCCAACAACUCUCCAUUCUCUAAUCUAAUCCAUUCCUUUAACCAAACGAGGCAUGACGCUUCAUAGUACAGUUUCAAAUCUGGCAGGGCGAAGCCACCUCUUUCUCUCGCAUCUGUCAAUAGCUUAAACUGAAUCCUUGGCUUCUUACCCUGCCAGAUAUAUCUUGAAAUUGUUUUUUGCCAUUCUUUAAAAGUUGAUGCCCCUUUGAUUAUCGGCAGUGAUUGGAAUAGAAAUAACAUCUUUGGCAGCACACUCAUCUUUAUCGUAGAUAUCCUCCCCCAAAAGGAUAAUUUCAAUCUUCCCCACACCUCCAAAUCCCUUUUUAUUCCAUUCCAAACAGGUAUGUAGUUAUUUUGAAACAAAUCAAUAUUCUUGGGGGUUAACCAUAUUCCUAAAUAUUUCACUUUGUUCACCACUUCCAACCCUGUCCUUUGUUGCAUUUCUUCUAUUAAUUCUUGAUCCAUAUUUUUAGCAAUGAUUUUCGUCUUUUUUUUAUUUAAAUAAAAUCCUGCAACCUGACCGAAUUGUUCUAUUUCUUCUAGGAUUUUUUUCACACUUCCCUCUGGCUCUUCUACUGUCAUUACCAAAUCGUCCGCAAAUGCUUUGACUUUAUACUCAUUUUUCCCUACAGACACCCCUUUUAUUUCUUCAUUUUUCCUUAUUGAUUUUAACAGAACCUCCAGCACCAAGAUGAAUAGUAAUGGUGAUAGUGGGCAUCCUUGUCUUGUACCUUUAGUUAUUUUAAUAUCUUCCGUUGUAUAAUUGUUUACUAUCAGCUUCGCUUUUUGUUCUGUAUAUAUUGCCUUUAUUCCAUUAAAAAAUUCCAUGCCUACAUCCAUGUGUUCCAAAUUUUUUAACAUAAAAUUCCAUGAUAUAUUAUCAAAGGCCUUUUCCGCAUCCACAAAGAUUAACAUAGCUUGUUUCUCAUUCCUGGCAUUCAGAUAUUCUAUUAUAUUUAUUAUAUUCCUUAUGUUAUCUUUCAUCUGUCUGCCAGGAAAAAAACCCGCUUGAUCCUUAUGUAUAAAAUCUUGCAAUACUUUUUUCAGUCUCCUUGCUAAUAUACUCGCGAAGAUUUUAUAAUCGGUGUUCAAUAAUGAAAUAGGCCUAUAAUUUUUUACUUGCGUUAAAUCCGAUCCUUGUUUUGGGAUAAAAGUGAUAAAGGCCUCUUUCCAUGUUUCUGGAAUUUCUCUAUUCUUCAAAAUGUUGUUUAUAACUUCUUUCAAUGGUACAAGUAGGGUGCUUCUCAUUUCCUUAUAAUAUCUAGCUGUGAAUCCAUCUGGUCCUGAAGCUUUCCCUUUUUUCAAUUCGCUUAUCGCCUCUUUAAUUUCUUCAAUUUCAAUUGGGGCGUUCAAGUUAUCUUUUUUUCCUGUCGGGAUCUUCUGCACUUCUUUUUCCCUUAGAAAUCUUUCAUCUUUCUAUCUUUCUCAUAUUAUUCUUUUGUUUAUUUUUGUACAAUUGUCUAUAAAAGUCCAAGAAUCCUUUUCUGAUCUCUUUCGGGUUUUCUAUUUCCGUACCUUCAAUGAUGAUUUUAUUUACUGUAUUCUGCUCCUUUCUUUUCUUUAUCUGCCACGCCAGCCAUUUUCCUGAUUUGUUCGCAAAUUCAAAAUUUCUUUGUCUCAUUCUUUUUAUAUUCCCUUCUACUUCUUUAUUUAUUAUCAUUGCAAAUUGUGUUUGUAGAGUCUUUAUAUUCUGUCUUAUCUUUUCAUUAUUUGGUUUUUUAUCAAUUUUUGUUCAUUUUCCGUUAUUUGUCUCCGUAUUUCCUUCUUAUUCUUUUCUCUAUUCUUAUUUUUCAGGGCAUUCUGUUGGAUAAAAAAACCUCUCAUCACAGCUUUGCUGGCGUCCCAAACCAUACUCAUUUUUGUUCCCUUAUUGCAGUUGUUUACAAAAUAUUCUGACAAAUUCUUUUGAGCAUUUUCUACUACUUUCUGAUCAUCUAGAAGAUAGUUGUUCAUUCUCCAUCUAAACAUUCUUUCUUCAAAAUCUUUUAAUUCAAAUUUUAUUGCACUGUGAUCCGAAAUCACUCUUGGUUGAAUUUCAAUUUCCGAGAUUCUUGGGGUUAAUUCGUUUGAGACCCAUACCUGAUCUAUUCUUGACAUGGAUUGAUUCGGUUCUGAAUAGAACGUAAAUUGAUUCUCCAGUGGGUGUCUGAGUCUCCAAAUAUCAAUCAAAUUACAAUUCUUAAUCAUUGAAGAGAAAGUCUUAGAUAGUUUCCCAUCUUUACUCACCCCUGUUGUUCUCAGUCUGUCCAUUUCCAUUGACACCACUCCAUUCAGGUCUCCCAUUAUUAUAAUUUUCUGAUCCAUAUAUUCAAACAAUCUUUCUUCUAAGUUUUUAUAAAAGUCUGUUUUGUUUCCAUUUGGUGCAUAGAUCCCGACGAUUAUUAUUUUUUCUCCUUGCCACUUUAUUUAUUAACAGAAUUUGUAUACUAAGUUGUAUACAAUUUGUAUACAAUUUUAUUGUAAAUAAAAUCUAAGUAGUUUAGAGAGAAGGAUUGGGGAAUAAUACCCUUCCACAGAGUUUCUCCAGUAUAAUCUUUUGCGAUUCUCUGUGUCCAAAAACCCAUCUCUUGUGACAAUUAUUGACACAUCAGAAGGAGUAAACAAAGGAAAAUAACUCACAUUCUAAUGGGAAAUUAAACUUGGAAAACUAAAGCUAAAUAAAAUCUGUUGUAUGAUCACCUGACCCCCCCAGAAUUUUUUUUGGUCAGAGUUCUAAAUUGAAGUUAUUGGGGGUAUUAACAUUAUGAUCAGAUAGGUAGGUUGCUUAUAAGAAAUAGAAGUAAGAAAACUUUUGUGUAUGGUAUACAUACCUGUAUCAAUACAAACCUUCAGGCAAUUCUGUGUUGGUAGCCUUGCAGUAUUCUCAUAUGUUUUUCUCCUCAGAACAUGUUCCAGUUUGUUUAGCAUAUGACUCCCGGAACUGGACACAGAGUUGGUAGUGUGCCACUUUGUAGUAGCAUUAUGGAGAUUUUGAACUUGUGAAUCAGCAUGCAGUCUUAUUUUGACUGAGUCUUGUGGGAUUUAAAAGUCCCAACAACCUCUGGAGGACUACAGUAUCUCCAUUUGUGCUCUGCAUGGAAACUUCCAUGUCUAAAAUCUUCCCUGUCAUAUACUGCUGCCUAAACAACAUUAGCAUCCCUAUGUAGCAUUUUGCUUUCUGUGCAUUGUUCCUGUCAUGUGGAGAAUAUGUGAGUAUGACUGCAUGCAAGGGCUUUUAGAUGGUACCACCUUCACAUGGAGUGUUGCCAUAGGGACUGGCUCUUUUCAGUGCUUAUUUGUGGGCAAGUAACAUCUUAACGAGGCCCUCAAACUUUUGCCUUUCAGGGCAAAAGUUGAUUUUUUAAGAGGCGUAGCCAUAUUAGUCUUUUGCAGCAAAAACUACUGCGAGCCUUGUGGAACCUUGAAAGAGUAACAAAUCUGUUAUGACAUAAGCUUUUGUGGACUAGAUCUUGUCUACAAAAGCUUAUGCCAUAACAAAUUUGUUAGUCUUUAAAGUGUCACAAGACUCUUUGUUACUUUGUUUAUGCACAUAAAACAAAUACGCAUAUGCAAACGCAGAAUGGUGCUGCAGUGAUAAUAUGGGGCCACAGAGGCAGUGGCCUGGAGGGUAGAAAAGAUUCAACUUGCCAAAGCAUACCUUGCUGUUGAGUGUGUCUCUUGGAGCAGGAUGCAAGGCCCUAUGAAUUAUUUCUGGCAUGUAGAAUUUUUCAUAUGCAGGAGGUGCAUAGAGCUGAUGUUACAGUUCUGUUUCACGUUAUUAGUAUCUUAAUAAGUUCGUCAGCUUUUGAAUGACUGUAUUACUGUAAAAUUAAAAUAAUCUUACUGUUUGAAACACGCAUGGAAAGAACUGUUGCUCUCAGCUUCGAGAGUAAGAAAAUACACCUUUUAAACAAAAUGCAGUACCUUUUUUUUGCCCUUUUGUGGAGACGUUAUCUAUAACACGUGAUUAAGGAAAUGAGCAUGUAUACAGAAUUCUGUUUCCCCCACUAAUGGGGGGCAUUUUUGUGCCAAUGAGCUAAUUAUUUUAAUAUGGCUCAACCAAUAACUUCUUUGUUUAUCAUCUGUCCACUUAAUCUUUCUGUAGAAAAUUAAAGUUCUUCUGUUACUAAUCUUGAAUUCAAAGUUGCUUGUAAGGUAACAAAGUUCUAAUAUAAGAUGCCAGACCUCUGCUGGUUAUACCUGGUUUGGUGAAUAAAAGUGUGGGGACUAUAUUUGGAGCCAUAUCAAAGGCCCCAUGCAUUAAAAAAAACUAAUAUUAAAAACUUGUAACCCAGGGGCAGCCAAUGUGGUGCUUUCCAGAUGUUGUUGAACUCCAACUCCCAUCAGUCUCCCUGACCAUGGUUAAUGGUCAGAUAAUGAGAAUUGUAUUCCAACAAUAUCUGGAGGCACCACAUUGCUUACUCCUGCAAUAACCUAUCCAGCUACUUCCUGAUGAGUGGUAGGGUUGUGCUAUAUCUGAAUUUUAAUUCAUACUGUACCAUCUCACAUAUUUCUGCCAAAGAUGCUCAUUUGACGGGAUGGUCUGGAAGGUGGCUGAAUAGAGAAAAGCCUUGAAACCUUUAAUAGCUCGAAGAAGCCAGGCAGAAAGAGUGGGCUGAAGGACAUGGGAGACUUAAGUAAAUGCAGAUGAGUUUGGCAGAGGAGGCCAAAAUAUGCAUGUAUCAGCCAGGAGGGACGGGGAGGACACAAGAUUUUCAGUUCAUUGCAGGAAUUUGAUGGAUGUGCAAGUACAAAAGGACUGCAUCUUUGGUAGUGUGAAAUUAUUCUGCAAGUUGAGAAAGUUUCUCCCACCAUUGUGAGGCUCAAGUUUUUCACAGGAGCACAACUUCACUUGCUGAUCUUUGAAAUAAAAUAUGUACUUCAUUUUAGCAAGGAGCUUUUCCUCCCCCUGUUUCAUAAAUGACUCAGAUGUCCAUUGAGAAACUAGCUUAGAAUUCUAAAAUGAAAACCCCAAAUCAGUUACUCACUUCAAAGUUUAUUGCCAAGGGGCUCUUUCUCUACCUAAUGCUGCAGCUUCAGACCCAGACAUGCCAGUGUUGGCAGAACAACUCUGCUUUGUUCUUUUCAGUGCUAAUGAAAUGUUUACUUUUGCAGGUGUGCUUUUAACUCAAGCCUGAUAAGCCAGCCAGCUUUCUCCUUGCUUCCUCCAAAGCACUGCAGCAGCAGCAGUCUCUUGUGUCCUGUAGGUUGUUACUCAAGAAAUGAAACAAUUUUGAAACCUGUAUUUUGUGUAAAGUUAUUGUCAGAAUGUUAAUGCUCCUAGCUGCAUAAUGCUGUUCUUUAACUCAUAUUUUCAACAAUUAUUAUCUACAAAGGCAAGAAUAACAAUGAUGUGUUUCAUCUAAAGUGAUUGAAAACACAGAAUUUUGGGGGUUAGAUUCAGAGCAAAUUAAAUCUCUAUUGGGUUUUGUGGACUUAAUGGGACUUGAGCUUUCCAUGUAGAUUUCAGUGUGUUCUAAGCAUCACUAACUUGGUCUGGAUCCACGCCUUUCCUAUAGAGCACAAAGUUUAAUCAUGGGCAGUUCUUCUAGAUAAGAUACAAAAGGUCAUGAACAUUGAGCAAGUGGCUUCUUAAAGUGAUAGGAACACCUGUGGAAAACCCUUCCAUCAGAUGUCAAGGAAAUAAAGAACUACACAACUUUUAGAAGACAUCUGAAGGCAGCCCUGUGUCAAGAAGUUUUAAAUGUUUAACAUUUUCCUAUGUUUUUUUAUGUGUUGUAAGCGGCUCGGAGUGGCUGGGGAAACCCAGCCAGAUGGGCGGGCUAGAAAAAAUAAGAUAUUAUUAUUAUUAUUAUUAUUAUUUAAGCAAUAGCUUGUGUUGUUGGUCAUGAGGGCUGCCAUAAUAAAAUCUACAAAAAGAGACAUGGGCUGGAAUACAUCUUUGUGAUAUGGUGAAUGUCCACACUCACUAAUGCCUCCCCCUUCCCCAUCCCAGUACAUUCCACCACCAGUUUUCCCAUUGUAUGUUAUGGGCAGGGGGGAGAAUUGGAGGGGGAAGGGAGAUGGAGGGGGAAUUGCAUUUAAAACAAGAACAACCCAAGCAAUAAGAAAUGGAUAUUGAGAUGGGGUGCUCUUUAAUCUGUGAGUGUUGGCACUUAGCAAACUGAAAUGAACACAAGCAAGGCAGAGAGAGACAGAAUGUGUGAGAGAGUCGAGGAACAGUGUGACCCAUGAAAUCCUGUGAUCAUCCACCAAGUUCAACAGCUGUACCUCCAUUGCUGAUUAUGAUUUGUUGGUUUAAAGCUGCAUCAAGAUCCAGUAGGCUUGAUAGAUACAGGUAUGGCCAUGUUAAUAUCCCACAAGCAGCUAUCAAACUUGAUGGUGGGUUAUCCUGCAAAGCGUAGUGAAAUCUGACACUUCUUUGGAUUGGUGUGGCCCAUUGUAACUUGUCUGCCAAGCUGAAGGGAACAUGGAAGGGCAGAGAUUUGUGAUUUGAUAAAGCAAUGCCCUAAAUUUACCAAUGGUAUCAUUUUGUUCCUUGCUCCCUGCGCAAUAAACGGACCACCUUGAGCCAAAUUAGUGCAGAUGAUCAAGGCAUAUGUUGCUACAGGGUAGCACAGGCUUCCUCAGCCUUGGCCCUCCAGAUGUUUUGAGACUACAAUUCCCAACAUCCCUGACCACUGGUCCUGCUAGCUAGGGAUCAUGGGAGUUGUAGGCCAAAAGCAUCUGGAGGGCUGAGGCUGGGGAAGCCUGGGGUAGUAUGUAACCUUGCAUUUUGUACUUGCAUACUGCAUUUACAGAAUUAGCUUUCUUUUGCCAAUCAGUAAUUGUGCUAUUGCAUAAUUACCAUGAAACACUUUGCUGACUUGCCAAUAAUGGGUGGCUCGCUAGGAGAAAUCUGAACGCCUUUCCCCCCAGUUUAUUGUCACACUUUCAACCCAACAUUACAGCCCGAUUUCAAAGGGCUUUGGGUUCAUUAUGUCCUCCCUGCGACUCAUCACAAAACUUUCUGUACUCUCAAACUUCAGGUGAUCACACUUUUACUAUGUGCUUGGCUGUGGUGGUGUUACGCAUUGUAGAGUUUUUCUUACAGCCAGAUUUCAUGUUCUUUCAUCCCAAGUGUUUUAAGGCAUGUAUGCUGCUGCUGCUCUUUCCUUAAGCAUAAGCCCCUGUAAUAAUCAAGAGGUAGAAUUUAUAGAACAUGUAAUUUCUAUGCUGGAGUUUUGCAACAUAUGGUUGAUUGGCCCUUUGUUGACCAAACUGCCCGGCAGAUCAGUUCAGUUUUAUGUUAAAUAUCCAAUGGAAGUUACAAAUCCAAAGGUAUCACUUGCAGUGACUAAAUUUCUAUCAGUGAGAAGAAUUCACCACCUGAGACUGGACAGGCCGUCUUAGCAAGGACUCACUUGAUAUUAUAGUAGUUUUAUAUGCCUAUAAAGUGACACAGAAGAACAAUCUGUUUUGCUCUGAGAUUCUUGUGUGCUGUAUACUUUUUAUUUUUGGUUUAUUGACUGUAGCAUAUUGAUGGAUUGAUGUGCUUGCUGAGUGGUGUCUUGUUUCUUCCCCAAAUUCAUGUAGUUUUAUAGCCUCUGCUGUGGUUUCUUCCCUAAGGGAAGUGAUGUUUGCACUCAAAGGACCCAUGGAGUGGUAGCACGCUCCACCAAGGAAUGGGAGAGAUUUAAAUGGAAAAAAGCGACUUACAUGUAGCUCCUCUACUACAAUCAUCCUUGGUUUGUUACAGAUAAUAUUAUAACUUAUUGUGUGUAUAUUGGAUUGGUCUAUGUUUUAAAAUGUUAUGGCUAUUAAUCCAAAGGAGUAGGUUUUUAAAUGGCUCUGUGCACCCAAAUUUUAAUUAGGAAUUGGUAAAUAAGUGGCACGCAUACACAAAAUCCACUUUAGUAAUUGGGCUUGAUGCUAUAGAGGUGCAUUCUAAAAUAUGUUAAUGUUAUGGACAUAGUGCUAGUCCUGAAAGCACACUUUCCUCCUGAGUUCUCUUAGCGUCAAAGUAAAUGUUUGCAAAGUGUAGCCUUUAGGAUUGGGCUCAAUCUGAAGUCGGAAUGGCAAAUAUUGACAUUGUGAUUUUAGUGAUCAAGUUCUACAAAUUGUUUUCGUUUUGGUGGAGCAUUUUGCAUGCAGAGUCCCUCACCUGAAUCAUAUAGCAUGUGUAUUAAAGUAACUUCCAGAUUCUGCAUCUGCUAUUUGUGAACUUCAGUCAUGUAUGGUUGAGUGCACAGAAUAAGCCCAAGGUUGCAAAGGUCACUUGUUUUGAUAUGAAGCUAAUGAGGGGCAAAUAUCUGUAGAAGUCCAAAAGGGAUGGCCUAGCGCAGGUUGCUAAGCAACAGACCACAAGAAUUUGUUCAGUCACGAGGCACUGGCGCCUAUUUAGUUUGUUUAUGUCAAGUGCUCUGCCGCCCAAUUUGACAAACGGGAGGGAGGGGGAAAAUUAUACAAAGUAUAUGUAGUGACUGCAAUUCUUCAUCCUGCUUAUGGGAAAUAGUUCUUCCCUGCUGCCCCCUAUUUUCCCAUUAAAAUGAAACCUGGCCAUAUGCCAGUUAUUACCUUUCCAAGUCAGUUUGUGUUUGGUUUCGGUCAGAUUGACUGACAUGGAAUUUGUGGAAUUUUGCUUUGCCUGUGUAGAAUGCAAAACAAUAGGCCUUUCAUUAAAGUACAAAGGGCAGCAAGUUCAUAUCACUACGUUUACCACAUUUUCCUGCUUCUAAUUAUUUCUGUCAUGGGCACUCGGUUUCAAUAUAAUUUUAUUCAGUACUUCACUUGUGCCUCAAGGCACACUGUUAUGGAUCAGUGACAGAGUCUUCUUCUUUUAAAUAAAUGCAUACAUGAAUAGUAAAAUAUUAAACAUUCUCCACAGUUGCAAGGGUUAGAGGUCACCUCGCCUUUUGCUUGAACGCAUUCCACAGCCCUAGAUAGUUUUAACUGGUUAGCUGUUAAUGGUGCUUUGCAAUUUAUAUGGCCAGGAAAAGAACUUAAUCGCAAUUCAUUAUCUGUACACUGGACUUUGAACCAUGUCUGUCUCAAGUGCUUAAACAUAGUUCCUGCUGUUGGCAACGAUAGUGUGAACUGGAUAUGAGAAAUUUCAGUGUCGUAGUUCUAGUUUAGCUGCCUCUGUGAUUCACUAGUUUUGUAUGUGUGAGGGUUCUGACAUAAAUCUUCUCCUGCUGCAAUCCAUCAAUCACUAGGUUAAACUGUGAGGAGAAUUAGCUCCAAAAUUGGAAAUUGAAUCUGCACUAUUUAGUGUAUUUGGACACUACACUAAACUGCAGUUUAGUAGGAUAUACAGUGAGCUUCUGACUCAUGUGGCCCUCUGCCUCCUUCCCAAUCCUCCAGCAUGCUGCAGGAUGAGUUUGCCAGCUUUUGCUUCUGGCUUCCAUUAACCUCAGCUUGUCAUAUCAUCUGAACUGACAAACUGUAGUUACUGUUAAUUAGCCAUUGAAACUAGUUACUCAGGAGAAGGGAAGAAGCACACAAGUCUAAGAUUCCGGGCUGCUUAUUCACAUUAUGCUAAACUAUGGUUUGAUGUGACGUCUGAACUCUCUUAAUUGUAGGUUCUUCAACAUUCCACACCUUAUGUUAGUAAAUCAUUGUUCAAAGCAUAUGCAUCUACUCAAACCAUCAGUUGGGGGUGGGACAGACACAGCUUUAAUCCUUGAUGAAUUGCACUCUAAACCUCCUACUAUGAGCUAAAUCCACGUUGUCCUAGUUUUAUUUAUUAAAUAAAAAUUUUAACAUUAAUUUUUAAAAAGGGAAACACUUGGCUCCAUAUUGGCUGCAGACAGAUUAUGCUUGCAUUUCCGGAUGGGUCAAGUUCAUAUUAAUGAUGAUCUAUACAUUCCCCUCCCCCCUUUUUCAGUUCUGUUGCUUGAGAAGAUAGAGAAUGAUGAUAUUCAUAACAAAACACUGAAGAUUACAGACUUUGGCUUGGCUAGAGAGUGGCAUAGAACAACUAAAAUGAGUGCUGCGGGAACCUAUGCAUGGAUGGCACCUGAAGUUAUCAAAUCAUCCAUGUUUUCUAAAGGAAGUGAUAUCUGGAGGUAAUUAUGUUUUCAAUAUUCUCUUUAUUUGUUUCUUUAAAUAACUUUUGUACAGCUGGAUGAAAUUUGAAGCAACCUAAAGUUGUGUGGUUGUUCCUGGUGUGGUGCCUGGGUAAAUGCUGUAAGUGAGGAGCACCACCGAGGCGUACAAAACUUGCAAGGUCCUGGCUCCUAAACCUCACCCAGUCACUCUGGCACUCUGCUGAUUCUAGGCUUCCCUUAAUGGUUCUCACUAUACUUCUCGAUAUAUUGGUUCUCACUAUAAUGCAUUCUAGAGAGCAGGAGGAAUCUCUUUAUACUCCUAUGUGCAUUUUUUAACACCUGAAAGAUGAGGUCAGAUAUACAAGGAGAGGAAUUCAACUUUGCACUAAGGCAAUUGUUCUGUUUGGCAAAGCAUUUUUGCUUGCCAGGCAGAACCACCACCACCCCACUCAUCCCUUCAUGCGUAAAACAGUUUCAUAGAAUCGUAGUGUUGGAAGGGACUCUGAGGAUCACCUACUCCAGCCCCCUGCAAUGCAGGAAUAUGCAGCUUGGAUCGAACCUGCAACCUGGAUGUUAUGAGCUCCACACUCUUAACCAACUGAGCUAUCCAGGUUUCAUUUACAGUAUAAUUAAAACAAGGCAGGUGAAAACCCACAACCACCAGAGCAACAAUAAAAUAGCAGUAGCAACGAGAUCAGGCAUCCAUCUUAAACACUUCAAGGAAUUAUUCGGUUCAUUCUUCCUUUUUUUGUGGACCGCAAGGUGAAGGCUUUAUAGAAACAAGUAUGAUGAAACCACUUUCAGAUAUGCAGAAUACUUAUUUAUGUAGCUGGAUUUUCAUUUGCUUCCAAGUAACAUGCCUGUGGCCAUAAGGCAUUUCAUUUAGCUGCAACCAAGUGUUGGAAGGAUGUAGAGCAUGGUGAUGGCAUAUCCUUUGUUGCGGUGUGUUUGGAUGCUUUCCUUCUUUCUAGACGGGUUGAUGACCUUUUAAGUUUUUGUUUUGCCCUUCAUUAAGCCAUGUAUUUAACUGUCAAAUAAACAUUUAUUUAUAGUUAUGGCGUAUUGCUGUGGGAACUCCUUACGGGAGAAGUUCCAUACCGAGGCAUUGAUGGUCUUGCUGUGGCUUACGGUGUUGCUGUCAAUAAGCUUACUUUGCCCAUUCCAUCUACAUGUCCCGAACCAUUUGCUAAACUAAUGAAAGGUACUUGUGCUGCUUAUUAAAAAGGGGGGGGGGAGUUGCUAUGAGAUAACUCGCAUGUUGUCUAUAAUAUGUGUACAUUUUUUUUAGUUUUAGCAUUUCAUUUAGAAAUGUCAUCACUUACAUUAAGGUAUAGAAAACACCAGCUUCCCAUUUCAUUUUAGUCCAGUACUAAAAACGUGUGUUUUUUAAUGCGUUCAGCAGUGGAACGUAAUUUCAUUUUAAAGGCGGCAUUCAUCUUUGAAAGUGCUUUCUUGCUCAUUUAUUCAUUAAGUUAUAUUCUUCCCUUCCUCCAAAGAAGCUCAGAAUAGCAGCGUAGCCUCACCACAGUCUGUGACGUAGCUCAGGUUGAGACAUUGUGGCUUAGAAUCAUAGAACUGUAGAGUUGGAAGGAGCCGUGAGGAUCAUCUAGUAGUCCAAACCCCUGCGAUGCAGGAAUAUUCAGCUCUCCCGUACGGAGAUCAAACCUUCAGCAUUGGUGUUCUCAGCACUGAGCUCCAACCAACUGAGCUACUUGCCUAAAGUCUGCAAGUCAGUGCAGUUAAUGCUCAAAGUUAAUGAAAAGUUACAUCGGAAGCAGUUUAUUUUGUUGGUGUAGCAUGAUUUUCUCGAUGCAGGAUGUUUGCGGAUCUACAGAUUGAAUAAUUCAUAUGGGGGAAGUGAAGGAAUCCUUAUUUUUAAAAGCUCUUGUGUGCCAUCCUUCCAUAUUUUGAGCCUAGAUGAAUCUAUAGGACAUGGGUCUGUGCCUUCAGGUCACCAUUGCAAAAAGAAGAUUGUGUGAGACCCAAGCAAAAAUGCACAUGGUGAAUUUGUGGUCUCACUUUUUGAAAGUGAAAGGACCGUAAUUUAUUUAACAGGUCAUGCCUAAAAUAAUCUGUGCAUGCAUCCAAGUCACAUGCUACCUUUUAUACAUAGCUCUGGACAGUCUGAGGAAAUUGCCUCAUUUAAUGCAAUCUCAAGCAAACCCUACUCUACCAAGAAAGUGCUCUAUUAAUUGUUUUGAGUUUUGUUUAGGAACAGUAUAUAAAUGUUUCAAAAGAAAUGCUAAAAAAAAAAAUUGAAUUCUUAAAAGCUGCCAAGCUACAGGGAACCGGACAGAGGGCCGUCUCGGUAGUGGCACCUGCCCUGUGGAACGCCCUCCCACCAAAUGUCAAAGAGAAAAACAACUAGCAGACUUUUAGAAGACAUCUGAAGGCAGCCCUGUUUAGGGAAGCUUUUAAUAUUUAAUAGACUAUUGUAUUUUACUAUUCUGUUGGAAGCCGCCCGGAGUGGCUGGGGAAACCCAGCCAGAUGGGCGGGGUAUAAAUAAAUUAUUAUUAUUAUUAUUAUUAUUAUUAUUAUUAUUAUUAUAGUGUCAGAUUUUGUUCCCUGUUCUUCUAACUGAUGCAAUUGAUGAAUUUUAGUGUGCUGGGCUCAGGAUCCCCAUAUCCGACCGCCCUUUACCUUGAUUCUUGAGCAGCUUACUGCCAUUGAGGAGGCUGUUUUGACUGAGAUGCCUCAGGAAUCUUUCCAUUCCAUGCAAGAUGACUGGAAACUGGAAAUUCAACAGAUAUUUGAUGAACUGAGGACCAAGGAAAAAGUGAGUGAAUUGGAUCUUUUCCCCUCUUAAUUCUUGGUACUCUUUAACUCUUUUAAAUUGCUCUUUUAUCCUUGCGGGGUGGUGUAUAGUCAGAACACAUUGGGCUUAAUGGCAGGUGGGAUUGCCAAAGUCACCCCACUUUUUAUUUUUAUUUUUUUGCCAUGUGCGUAAAGCUGAACACACACAAGUUGCAGGCUUACUAUAUACAAAUGUAUAUGUAAUUGUUUAAAAGUUGGGUGACUAAUCAUAUAUAAAAAACAAAGCCUUCAUUGGGUGAGCAACUAAUUGUGAAGAAAAGAAGCUUCUGUAUAAUUUGAAAUCUUGCCUUUUCCUAUAUGUAUAUACACACACACACACACGCGCAAACACACACACACACACACACACACACACACACUACACUGGGCUAACUAUUCUUUUGUUACAAAUAUUAAUGGGAAACUUCCUAAGCUGCCAUCCAAGUUGACUUUCAUAGUAUAUAUUAAAAGUUUUUAUGCAUAAAAAGUAGGGGAGCCCUUGGGGCACUGGCAUGCCUACUAGAUCUUAGUUAUCUGGCAUUGUAUUUAAUAAUAAUAAUAAUAAUUUUAUUAUUUAUACCCCACCCAGAGUGACAGGGUUUCCCCAGCCACUCUGGAUGGCUUACAACAUAUAUAUAAAAAUUGUAAAACAUCAACCAUUAAAAACCUCUUUAUACAGGGCUGCCUUCAGAUGUCUUCUAAAAGUCAAAUAGUUGUUUAUUUCCUUGACAUCUGAAGGGAGGAUGUUCCACAGGGAGAGCAUCACUUCCAAGAAGGCCCUCUGCCUGGUUCCCUGUAACCUCACUUCUCACAUUGAGGGAACCACCAGAAGGCCCUUGGAUCUGGACCUCAGUGUCCGGGCUGAAUGAUGGAGGUGGAGACGCUCCUUUAGGUAUCCUAGGCCGAGCCCAGAAUACUUUUCCUCUUCUGCAGUCUACUUGCUAAAAUAAUAAUUUAGAGUCACAUUUCAGAACACAUUGUGGAGGUUAACUAAAAACAAACCAAACUGAUGAGGGAAACAAUGUCCCAAAUUCCCAUUUGUCCUUAAUCCAACAAAGCCUGGCUAGAGUUUGGUUGACCACCUCUUUUAAAAAUAGCCUUGGUGUGGAAAGAGGGAGAUUUCACCCUAUCUCCCUCUUGUUUGAAAAGUUGUCAGGUAAAAUACUUACGGAAUUUUUUUCCAUCACAUGGCAGAAGACUUGUGUCCUAACUAGUAUUUCUAUAACUCUUGUUAGGAGCUGAGGUCACGAGAAGAAGAAUUGACAAGAGCUGCUCUCCAUCAGAAAUCACAAGAAGAGUUGUUGAAGCGGCGUGAGCAGCAGUUAGCAGAACGGGAAAUCGAUGUACUGGAGCGAGAACUCAAUAUUUUGAUAUUCCAGUUAAACCAAGACAAGCCCAAUGUGAAGAAGAGAAAGGGAAAGUUCAAAAAAAGCAGAUUAAAGCUUAAAGAUGGUCACAGAAUCAGUCUGCCUUCAGGUUCGAUUUUCCUCAUCUAUGCAUUUAUUUAGGAUGGCUACUGCAUUUGCAGAUUUCAAAUACUGGGCUGAAAGUUUCAGAGGUUGCUAUUGAAAGGUUAGAUACAAUACUGAUAUCAUAUUAUGCAUUUCAGUGUGACAAAUGUGCAACAUUUUUAAGAUAUUGAGGCGUUAGCACAGACCUCCCUUGUGUUUGAUUUAGAAUUUUGUUCUACCAGCCAAUUAAACUUCCUGAAUUGGGAAACAAAAUAUACUGGGGAAUGUUGCUUUGAAGUAGAAUUCUGGUAGGGAAUUCCCCUGUUGAUAACAUAUUAUAUCUUUGUUCACGCCAGAGUAUUUAUUACUGGUGUGUCAAGGGUUUGUGAAAGAGCAGCAAACAUGGAUUCCUUCCUCUGCUCAGUAGCUGCGGCUGCUGUUCUUCCUGUACCUGUUUACCAGGGAGUAAGAACCACUGGAUUCAAAGAGUCUUACUAGGAUUGUGUUGCAUGUUACCUUCAGAGUUGUCUCUCUGGCACUUAGUGACAAUUAAAUAUGAGCCAACAUGAAAGCAGUGCACCACUGCUGUGUUGAAGCUAGGUUGUGAUUAUGCUGUAAAAGCACUGCACCAGGUUCUUUAGAGGUAGGCAAAAUUGCAGGUACAACGAAUAAUCAAUUUUGUGUUUAUACCAAGGGUUUGUUUUUUUAAAAAAAAAUGCCUGUAACUAUUGUUAUAUGUAAAGAAGCAGCAUGUUAAUUUGAAUUUGGGUUUUUAUUUUCUCAUACAAAUACAUUCUUCUCCUAUUUAUAAUAGAUUUUCAACACAAGAUAACAGUGCAAGCCUCCCCGAACCUGGAUAAGCGAAGAAGUUUAAACAGUAACAGCUCCAGUCCACCAAGUAGCCCCCUAAUAAUUCCCCGUCUUCGAGCUAUACAAUGUAAGUCUAAAUCAGGUAUUGCCCCCCUCCCUCUAAUCUUGAGUUUCUUAAUCUGGAAUGCCUGAACUCUAACUCUCUUGAUCUUGCAGUACAUUUUAAUACAGCCUAAGUCUGAAAUCCUAUACACACUUAGCCGGCAGUAAGCCCUAUUGAAUUCAGUGGGAUUUACUUCCAAUCAAACAUGUAUAGGAGUAUACUGUAAAGUAUUGUUAGCCAGUACAAGGUGAAGGUGAAGAUAUGAUAGUUUAAAACAAUGGACAGAAAAUUCUCAAAUUCAAAAAAGAUUUUGUUAUUAGUUUCAGAGUUAUUGCACACUGUGGUUAGCAUUAACAAUGGUAAUGAGAUAGUGACUUAAACUUUAACUAUGUCGGAGGCUUAAUUUGGGCAUUCCACCAAACUAUGGUUUCUGGUAACAAUAGUUUACAGCCACAAACCAUGAUUUGAGCUUCUGAUCCAAACUGGUUUAGAACUGCUUUUUUGCUUCCCUUUCCCACCUGCUCAGCAUUCCUUUCUCAAGGUGCUGUGGCAUUUGGGGGUAGUGUGAUGCCCACAAUUAUGGCUGGUCAGUUCAGAAAACCUGAAGACUUCAGCACCUUGGAUUGCAAACUAGCCAUCCGCUUCUGAUUCUGGUUUCCUAGCAUCUUACAAAUCAUGGUUUGUCAAUUUGGGCUCUGCAAUUAAACACAAAUAGCUUCUGGUUGUUGCUUGGUGUUUGAAUUGUGCCCAAGACUGGACUUGUAGAAUUUUAAAUAAUGUUAUUCUCUCAUAUAUAUAUAUAUAUAUAUAUAUAUAUAUGAAAAGAAAUAUGAAUAUAGGUGGGCAGUUUGCUGGAAUGCAUCUUGAGAUUUUUAGUAGAGUUACUGUAUGUUGUGUGUGUCUGCCUGCCUCUGUGCACGCAUGAAGGGACUUUUACAUUCAGCUUAGUUCCAAGCGUUUUCCCCUUUCACACAGCCUAACACUGGUUAAUUAUUCAGUGUCUUCUGUUUGAGGGUAAUAAAUUAUCACUCCUGUUUCCCAGAAAUGAAAGGGGCUAUUGUCUGUCUGUCGUUCAACCUGGAUGUCUUGUAAACAAAAGAUUAUUUUCUUCUCUUUGAACAGCAUUUUCUUAAUCCUUUGUUCCCAUUAUCUUCUGUUCUUUCAGACUUGAUAGAUAAAGCUGAAGGGGAGUUCUUACAGACAUUUAACUUGUGUACUUAUUUGGUUGAAGCUGAAACUGUUUUCUUAUUCUGUGGUACAUUUUCUCCCUUCACCUAAUUUUGGGCUGCACUGCAGUGGCAUAAUGGAAGGAAUGGGAGCCCCUUCAAUACAGUUUAGAAACAGAGGUCUAGUCACCUUUGUCUGGAAAUCACAUCAGGUUUUUAAUGAAAAUAAUCAAAAGGGCUAUAAAACGCAAAUUCUUCCUCAUGCAGGAUUUAUUUUUAACUGUUGGUAAUGCUUGUAAUCAGGCUUUAUUGAUUUGAUUUUGUAAAGGUCAUUACCAACUUGGAAGUUUUCUGAAGUAGGAGAGGCUAUAUCUCUAAAUUUGGUUUCUUUAGACAAUUAUGCAUUGGAACUAUAUGUUGAAUAUUCAUUAGACUGUGAACCCAGUCUUGAAUAUUUUUGAGAGACUCCUUGAAUUGGGCAGAUUUUGUAAACAAGUUUGUAGUUCUUUAACUGAACAAGUAAGCCUGCAAGCUUCCCACCACCACCAUAAUACUUCUCAAGAACAUAAAAUGUUAGAAUAUUAGAAUUGCCUGGGAUCUAUGGAACUGAGAAGAAAAGAACAUAUGCUGGCUGUACAGUUAUGGAGUCUGUAGUGUGCAAGCCCUUGAAGGGGCCACAUGCACAUUAGGCCAAAUCCUGCAUAGAGGUUGUUCCAAGGAGUCUUGGGAUAUGUAUACAGGAGAUAUUUUUUAAUUUUUCUAAUGCAGUCACCUCCUGUAGAAAUGGAUCUUUGUAUCCCAGUAAUUGGAUCCCUGUGAUUUUAAUCUGAAGAAAGAGUGUUAAAAACCCACAAAAAGUUCCAGUGUAACUUUACCAAUUUUGUUUUCCUCAUACAUGUAUGCCACCUAAAUAUAUUGUACAUCAUCCAAUGGGCUGGAUUUUGGAAUGACAAGUAAGAGAAAGCUUGCAGAAGAGGAUUUGCCUUGUCCUUCCUUUGCACUGCAACUUCUUGAAAUUCAGAACAGUGCGUUGUGAUGGGGCAUUCAUAGGAUUGGAUAGGUACUGUUAUCCAAUUUGGGGUGACAGCCCAUUCCAGAAGAUCUCUCACCCUCUCAGAGUGACUUUUAGUCAGGCAGAGGACCGACUGUGGAUAGAAAGGGGUGCAGAAGUAUCGUUCUGCAAGGUUUCUUCCACUCAGAGUCCAGCCCAAUAUGUUUAGGAAAAAUUAGGGAAGGUAUAAUGAGAAUAUUGGGGGGGGGGGGUUAAAAUUCUCUCAACUGUAUACGGCCAAGCUACUAGCUACAUUCCAUCUAAACAUGCUUCAUUCACAUCCAUUCCUGUUUCUGUGUUGUAUAAUAGUAUUGUGUGGCACAGCAACACUUCAUUUAGUAAAUAAUUAUUAUUUUCCCUGUUAGUUAUCUGGGCAAUGUACAAAAUAGCUCUUGUCAGUGUGGCUGCCCAAUCCUCUUUGCUGUAUCAGUGCAACAUCGUGGCCAGGUUGUUACACUGGAUUAGAUGAAACAUGAUGACUAUAGUGUGGUGUCGUGUCUGAACUGGAAAGCUGCCACAACACAAUACAUAUUGCACUAUUUCAGCAGCUGUUAUAUCCAGUCCUAAAGAUUUGCUGCUGAUGAUGGUGGUGGUGCUGUCAGCCAUAGGAUUUGACUGCUUAAAAAUGGAUCACAAAGUAAUCAGCUGUGAGCACUUACCUCUCCUCUCCAUGAGCUGGAAAAGCUAUUUCUAGGAUGAAUGGAAGGCCUCUGUACUUUGGGAUGCCUGGUUAAGAUUAUGGUAUUUGCUUAAUACCAAGCUGAAGUGCAACUUGGUAUUUUCAUCUCUAUUCUCUUAAUUGUUUCUUCAGUGAUUUCCAAAACAGACCCAAAUACAGCUAAUGGGCAAAGAAACAGUAUAUAUGUGUACCAUCAAGAUGUAGAUAUCACAAGCGAAUAUGAACUUCCCAGUGGGGUUAAGAAAAAAGGCAAGACCACAUUAAAUCAUAAAAGGUGUUGGUUAAAUUAAUUUCUAAGCUAAAUUUGUAUGCACUGAUAGCCUGAGCACUUACUUGGAUAUCCAUUCCAGAGAUUGUGUUUCAAAUGAAUGCAAAUGCAUUAACUGUAUAUUAUGACUUUGCCCUAUUAAGUUAUAUCACAAAAGGCAUUAUUCUACAUGUAUAUCUGAUACAAGUGCUCAGUAACUAUAGCUUGCCAAGAUGUAUAAAGAAAAAUCAAAAGCAUGAAAAGAAAUCAGAUAUUUUCUGUUGAUUGGCUUAGUUUCUUUUCUUACCUCCUACCUUCAUAGAUGAAACAACUCUUUGCCUGCUUGGAUUUGAUUUUCUCUUAGCUGUCCUUUAAUUGGGGAGGGGGUGUAAUCUCUUUUACAGUAGCAUAAUGUGAAUGCUAAAGCAUCGGGUAUUUUCGGAUAUGCACUGCCAUAAAGCCAUACUGCUUGGAAUUGCUCUUGAGAUCUUUCCUCUUUCUGCAGUGACCUCGGAUGAGAGCAACAAAACGUGGGGAAGGAGCACAGUUUGUCAUCAGGAAGAAUUUGAAGAUGUCAAGCGAGGCUUCAAAAAGAAAGGGUGCACAUGGGGGCCAAGCUCAGUUCAAACAAAAGAGCGUACGGAUUGUAAAGAGAGGUAUGGCUGCUAUGUGGCAUGAGGAAUGCAAUACAAAGGUGGUGUUUCUGUGGUUGUUUUUGUUUUGAGAAGCUUAUAUCCUGUCCUUUACCUGGAAGGCUCAGGGCUGUUUAGAAUAAAAUGAAUGCAACAGCACCUGAAUAAAAACCGUAUGCAUAUGUAAAAUUAUAUAUACAUUUGAAUCUGUUUGAUCUGUAGUCUUGACUUUUGCCCAUCAUGGCUAGUUGGGGAUUGCCUGGGGAGGGAACUGUAUUAGGGGCCUUGAAGGAAGUAGUGGUAUAAUGAUUCUUGAAGAAGCCCACUCUGGACACUGAAGUGUUCAAAACACACACACACACACACACUCCUUCUGUGUACUGUACACAGAGUAAUCUGGGAGUACUGAAGCUGUUUUGUUUAAAUUAUGCAUACUUAAUGCUGACUCUGGUUCCAGAUUGGACAACACAGGAAGCUGUGGUUGAUUAAAACAGGAGUGAAAUCUUCUGAACAAAAGGGAGGGCAGAGAGAGCACUCAGGCCUGAAGCUUGUUCUGGCUCGUUCCUUCUUGUGCACAGCACACAAAACCAUGGGUUGGUGGGAAAUCAGAGUGGGAAAUCAGAGUCAACAAGUGCAACUGAAUUGAAUGAGGCUUGCAAAACCAUACUUAUUUUCCAUCUUAUAGUGGCUAAACCUGUGUGGGCUUAUUCCUGAUGCAGGUCGAGUUAGGAUGCAUCUGUCUAUGCCUAAUUGAACAGCUGUAAUCAGUGCUUUUUUCUGGGGGGGACGCAGGGGUACACAUACCCCUAAACAUUUUGAGAAUCUAAGUUUGGCCUCAUUGAUGGGCAGUAUUUCAAUAUGAGUAGGAAAAUGAGAGUACCCCCAAAUAUUUUUUAAAGAAAAAAAGCACUGGCUGUAAUGAAUAAGAGUGAGAAAUUCUGGCAGCAAAAUUCAAACACUGUGAGGAGGGCAAAGGGCAGAGACAAUCUCUUACUUGAAAACAUCCUAGGUUUUCAACUUAAUGCAAACAUGAAUUACUGGAGUUUUAAGGCACACAAUUUGAGGCAUGCCAGGGGUUAAACAUUUGGAGAUGCCUUGUUCAGAUUUAUUCUGAAAAAAAGUGCACUCACUUCGUUGCUUGAAGAAAAUGUUGAGAACCAUCAAUUAUACAAAAGUCCUGUGGCUUAGCUACAAACUACUGACUCUGGAUCUCGAAAAUGAAUAGGUUUUAUCUCUUAAUGCAGUGCAGGAAAAUGAAUAGUUUCAAACUCCUGAUUAACAUUGUAACAUUUGUAUCAGAGAUGUGGGUUUUCCGGAAAACCUUGAAUUGGAAGAUUUUCCAGUGUCCUAAAUCACUGAAGAUUUGAUUCAACGAGUUUAUAGGACUUUAUUAAAAAAAAAGUCAUGCUUCAUUUGUAUACUGUAGGAAUGUCCUGAAAUUUUGUUUUCAGUCGCCAAAAGUAGUUGAACUGAAAUGUUCCAAUGCAGGAAAAGGGUGGGUGGGAUUAAAUAAAGUCCAAAUCAUUUGUUUCAAGCAAGCCAACUUUUAACUGCUGUAUAAGAACUGCAACAAUAGCCAGAUCAUGUUCUGUUGUUUAGCAGAAAACCUGUCCCGUUAAGGCUUUUUAUUUUGCACUUGGGCAAAAAAAAUGAGAGGCACAAAUACAAGAUGGGGGACACCUGGCUUGAGAGCAGUACAUGUGAAAAGGAUCUAGGAGUCUUGGUUGACCACAAACUUGACAUGAGCCAACAGUGUGACGCGGCAGCUAAAAAAGCCAAUGCAAUUCUGGGCUGCAUCAAUAGGAGUAUAGCAUCUAGAUCAAGGGAAGUAAUAGUGCCACUGUAUUCUGCUCUGGUCAGACCUCACCUGGAGUACUGUGUCCAGUUCUGGGCACCACAGUUCAAGAAGGACACUGACAAACUGGAACGUGUCCAGAGGAGAGGCAACCAAAAUGGUCAAAGGCCUGGAAACGAUGCCUUAUGAGGAACGGCUAAGAGAGCUGGGCAUGUUUAGCCUGGAGAAGAGGAGGUUAAGGGGUGAUAUGAUAGCCAUGUUCAAAUAUAUAAAAGGAUGUCACAUAGAGGAGGGAGAAAGGUUGUUUUCUGCUGCUCCAGAGAAGCGGACACGGAGCAAUGGAUCCAAACUACAAGAAAGACGAUUCCACCUAAACAUUAGGAAGAACUUCCUGACAGUAAGAGCUGUUCGACAGUGGAAUUUGCUGCCAAGGAGUGUGGUGGAGUCUCCUUCUUUGGAGGUCUUUAAGCAGAGGCUUGACAACCAUAUGUCAGGAGUGCUCUGAUGGUGUUUCCUGCUUGGCAGGGGGUUGGACUCGAUGGCCCUUGUGGUCUCUUCCAACUCUAUGAUUCUAUGAUUCUACUUAGCUAUCUGUUUAUCAAGAGUGGUUUUCUUCAUACUAAAGAUUUUCUCUUCUUUCAGAAUAAGACCCCUCUCAGAUGGCAGUAGUCCUUGGCCAACACUUUUGAUGAAGAAUCAGAAAGGUGUUCCUUUAGCGUCUUUGUUCAUAGACCAAGGUGAGUGUGCAUGCUAUAUAUAGUGAUAUAUUAUAACUAUAUAUGGAAAUACUGCUUUUGUUUUUCAGGAUCUUGUGGGCAUCAGCACUCAGAAUUAAACAUGGAGUUCAUAAGAGUAGUUUAAAACCCUAAAAUAUAAAUAUUCUAAAUGAGAUUUAAGGUGGAACCAUGUUCAGAGACAAAACCAUGUUCACACAUCAUGAUAAGCCAGACUUUCUGGCUUCUUGUGGCUUGCUGAGAACAGACAACAAACCACGGCUUUAAGGUGGCUUGCAACUGUGGCUUGUUAGAGAGAAGCAAGCCACAGCUUCUGAUUUGGAUUUAAAGCACAGGGGAGAAGUAAUGAUGGAGCAAUUGGACAGUGUGCAUCAAUAAUCUGCUCAUUUUCAGUAAGCCAUACUAAGUCAGAAAGCCUAGCUUGCCAUGAUGUGCAAAUGUGACCAAUGUCCAGUCAUUGCCAUGUGAUGUAGCCAGCAGCAAAUCAUGAUCUAGGUAGUCUUGUCAUGAACCUGAAAGUCUUUAAAUGGAGAAGCUUGGGGUUUCACAUGGGGUUUCACAUGCAGAACAUGAGCUCCACCACUGAGCAGAAUUUCAACUUUAUUUGUCUUAUUUGCUACCCCAGAGACAUUCAUGAACACAGGGGAAAUAGCAAAAUAGAUGGUAUGACCAUACAGCCAGCAACUACAUUCUUAAAAACCACUAAAACCAAAGAUAUUUGCCAUCUAGCUCUUCAGAAGGGCAGUUUAUCUGGGUGGUCAAGUUGAAAAGCAAUUGCUUUAUUGUUUACAUGUGUGUGAUUAAGGUUUCUACUUAAGCAAGCCAUGUGAUACAUGAUAGCUUCUCCUCUUAUUCUUUUUGGUGUUCGAAUGCACUUCACAACUCUGCAGAGAUAUUACAGCUGCUAAGCUUUUUUAUAAGUACAUACUGGUAGUGAAGAAAAGAACGUUAUACUUGAAUGUGAACAACUUAAUGUCUCUAUACAGAGCAGAGGCUUUCCUCUGAAGGUCUGGAUACCAAGCGACCAAAGCAAUUAAAAUUGCCAAAUCAGGCCUACAUCGAUCUACCUCUUUGGAAGGAUGACCAAGGAUUUAAUUCUGCAGAACAGGAGAGCUCCGAAGAAAGAAAUUCAGCAAGUUCUGCAAAUAGCACUCCACAAAUGACCCCUACAAACAGCCUCAGCAGAACAUUUCAGAAAAAGAAAACUGACACAGUGCUUUAUGGAUGCGGGGUCCUCCUUGCAUCAGUAGCACUGGGUGUGGAUAUUAGGGAGCUGAACAGAUUUCAGGCUCCUGAAGAAGUACUGCCCAAGGAGGAAAAGAAAAGGCGUGAUGGAAUAUUUCAGCGAGCUUCCAAGUUUCACAGAAGUGCAAGCCCUGUAAGGCUGCAGCCCAAGAAGGAGGAAACACACAUCCCUUCACUAUGUCCACCUGCAAGUACUGUGAACCUUUUCUCUCUUUCUUCUGCUUCCACUAAAUGCCUCCUUCAGUCUGACAGUGAAGAUACAAUUACGAGCACGCUGUCCUUUAACAGAGAUGCACCCAUUAGACACUUUUUGUCUGAAAGUCCUGCGAGUAAAAGAGAACAAAUGGCCAAAGCUGAUCCUGCUGCUGAUUCUAAUGUGCCAUCUCCCAGUCUUCCUUUGAGGGAAGAAUCUCAAUUCAUAUCCAAUGCCUCUUCCUCAAAAGCAAGAGUUUUGGGUCACAGACGAACCGUGUCAGAUGGAAACCCAUGCCAUUCCAUAAGUGAGUAGCAAAAUCAAUCAAUCAAUCUGUAAUUUGUUUUGUUUUCUUUACUGGGACGAAGAAAGUACUCUGACAUGAUUAUGACUAUUAUUAUCGUUAUUUAUAAUUUCUAUAUUGCCCUUCAUCCAAGGAUCACAAGACACUUUACAAUAUAAAAACACAAAAAUGUAUGCCAUAGUAACAAACAAAAGCAAUAACCUUACCCCACACAAUUUAAAAGGCCAUAGAUUGUUUAAUUAGCAAAAAGCCUGGGAGAAGAGGAACGUUUUUGCUUGGCAUCUAAAGAUAUGUAACACACGCACCUAGUUAGCCUCCCUGGGUAGAACAUUAAAUAGAUUUGAUGUAACCUAUUAUACAGCUGCCUUACUUUUCAAUUUGCUAAAAACAUUAGCUAAUUUCUAAUAUCUAUAUUAAGAGGAAGCUAAUAAUAACUGUGCAGAAUAACUGGCUGUUAUGUGCAUUCACUAGGCUUCAUGGAGAAUGUGCAUAUAAUCCUUCCACGAAGAAGGAAUUGUGCAUAUUUUCCAGUCAAUAUAUAUAAUCCCCAACAGGCCUUGGAAAAUGUAUAUGCAGUGACUGACUUUUAUACAUUCUCUAGCCAUUAUGCACAAUUUCUACCAGGCUUUGGGGAAUGUAUAUAUUUUGAGGCAGCUGGCCAAAAGCAGCCCAGAGAGCACAGACUGCACACUUCUGAACAAGAAAUAAUAAUAAUAGACACGGUUUUUGGAUAUUAUGCAAAGUGACUAGAGAGUGUGCAUAUGGCUGAGUGAAGGUAUAAAUAUUCCACAGUGCCUGCUGGAGAUUAUGCAUGGUGGCUGGAGAAUGUGCAAAAUUCAGCAGAGAUGAGCACAUUCCCUGUCUUUGAAGGUUGCCUGAUCAAAAUACAUGUCAAUGUCAUCAUGGAAGGAUUCUCCAUUCUUCAUUGGGCCUGGUGAAUGUGUACAAUGGGCGGUUAUUGUGCACAUUAACUGCUCAUCUUAAGUUCCCCUUAGCAUAUACACUGUAUAUGCAUUGUCCUAGGGUUGUUUUAAAUUUGUCCUUGUUGCCUUUUCCCUCCGUUCUAGGUAAUGGAAUUGCUAAUGGGGCUCCGGAGAGUGUGCACUGCCCGUCUCUCCAGCAAAGAAGCAAUCCUUCACCUGUAAAGCAAGGAAUUGUCAACAUUAUACCAAGACCUCGACCCUCUUCUUUAAGAAGUCGGCUAGAUCCUUGGCAGGCUAUUCCACAACGUCGGAAGUCAAGCCCUUUUGAAUCUGACGGUUCAGAGCGUGAUAGAGGUUCAACGGUUAACUCACUGACAGACACUGAUGAGAGAACUAAAUCCCAUAUGCCAUCUUUGCUGGAUAUUGAUGUAGAAGGUCAAAACAGUGACUCUACAGUGCCUCUGUGUAGGCUGAAGAGUAAAGCAUGCCGGCCAUCAAUAUAUGAACUGGAGAGAGAAUUCUUGUCUUAAGUGCCUUGAUUUUUUUCCUGUGCCCUUUCUAAAGAAACAUUUUCUGUGCAUGACAACUUUAUGCUGCUUUCCCCCUAAUCUUUUUGACCAAUAGUGCUGGUAUUACACCAGGCAGAAAAAACAUUAAAUAUAGAAAGAAUAUACAGUGGAAGGGUUGCUCUGCAACACCCGUACGUGAUGUGAGUGUUUAAUAACAGUAUUCUGAAUGAAUAUGCGUGUGAAAUUCAUUUAAUUCCUCACAAUUUUAAUUUACCUUUACCUAGUUGCAGAACAGCAGGCCCUUUUUACCUUUGGCUUUUUCUCAUUAACAACUUGAUCUGCUAUAUCCUAAAGUCCAGUUGCAGCCAAUGGAAGUUUUGUCUGCAGGCAAAAGAAAAGUAGGAUUUUACUCAAUGAAUUACUUGUAAUCAAACAUGGAAUUGUUCAGAAGUAUGCAGCUUUUCAAUUCCCAAUUAAAACGUAGUUUAAUUAGGCAAUCCCCCAAAGGCAGUAACUGUUAAAAAUAAGAACUUUUAAGAACUUUCGCAAGGAAACCCAUCAUAUAAUGGUAAUGAUACACUGCAGUGUAGAUAUACAUGUGUAUGGUUUCCUUUUUUAAAAUAAAUAAGGUAAAUAUUAAUCUUAACUUGAUCACAAUUUCCAAAAUCAGUGGUACUUCUGAGUAAGGUUAUGGGAAACAAAUGGAAAAGACAGGCACUUUCAAACUGAUUUUUUCCCUGUUGUUCACUGUGCUUAAUCUCUUGUAGAACUGAAAAUGCUGUUAGAGAAUCUUAAUUACUGAAAAAGUUCCAGUGAAACACACGUUUUGCUUUACUGUGCCAAUCAUAAUUUUCUUAAAUUCCUUUAUGGUCUUUUAAAGUCUAAUGUCUUAUAGAUCUGUAUUCCUAUUCAGCAUACACUACAGUAGGUGAAACAGAAUACAGUAAGAAUUUUACAGUAACAAUUACCUGUUGAGAAAGAUGCAUUUCAAACUGUGUGAGCAAUUUAAAUGAAAUCCUGUUUUGGCCAGUUAUAACAUUAUAGUAUUCAUGUGAAAUAAAUUCUUGAAGGUAUUUUAAGAUAUUGAGGCAUUAUUAAAAUGUAAAAUGGAUAGGUUUUCUGAAAUUGAUUCUUCUAAAUUAGAAGUUGUUCAGAAGUGGUGCCCUUUUGGUAGAUUUGCAUAUGAAGCAGAAAUGAAAUUGCCUUUUAAUGGAGCAUCGUUAGUGUUUUUACCUGUGUGUCUUCCUGUCUUAAGGACUUUGCCUGCAAUGCCAAGGACCCCAGUGCAUGAGUAGGAAGCCCUUUUUCUCACCUGUGUGCGCAUGUGCUAGUCUUUGCUUUCUUUCUGUAGCUUUCGCACCACUUUGAGUCCCACUCCAGAAGGUCUUCUGACAUUCAAGAGCAUCGUGGGUUGGGGAGUGCCAGUGUACAUGGGGAACACAAUACACAACCCUUUGGAUUCUACCCUUUAUUUCAAUAAUUAAGCGUAAGGUUUGACUGUGCAUUGUGAAUUUUGAGACAAUGGAACCCACCACUGAAACCACAGCCCUCUAAUCCAAAGCCAUAGAUGGCAUUCCAUAUUCAGCUAAGGUUCCGUAGCAAAAGGACUUGUUAAUUCUGAAGGACAUGAGCUGCAAUUGUACGUUGUAUUUUGCUGACAUGUUAAAGGUUUUCCGUUUUAAUUUGUUCAGAGUGGUGAACAAUCUCCUUGGGGCAGGGAGAGACUAAAAAGAAGAAAUCACAAAUGUUUCUUUGGACUUAAAAUAUUAUGUCUGCUCAAAAAUUUUAAGACACAUUGCCUGCUAGUUGUAAGUUGUGUGGUCUUUGUCUACUAGAUAGUAAUUAAGUUAUUUUAUUUGUUUAUUGAUUAUUGUUUCUCUUCAAAGCAUUUUAUAUUUCUGUCAGUUUCUUCUUUUGAAAAAAACCUUAGGUGCUGCAUAGUACUUUUAAAAUGUUGCCCCUUUGUAUUGGGUAGAGCAGGGGAAGAGAACAAUCUGGCCAGUGGUCCAGAUUCUACUCAUCCCACCUUGCCAGCCAAAUUUGACAGAUGGGUAGGGCCACUCACCUGCCAAGCACCUGGUGUCACAGUGAUGUCAGUGAGAUCGUGGUUUGAAGUCCCAACAAUCUACUGACACUCGGAGCCCUCUGCUACAUUUUGAAGCCUGACAAUCAGCUGAUCAGUGGGACUUCAAAGCAUAGAGCAGGACUUUGCGAGUCGGAGGAGGGGGGUACUUUGAAAUCCCAACAAUCAGCUGCUUGUCAGGCUUCAAAGUGCUUGCAAAGAACCCUGCACUAUGCUUUGAGGUACUGUUGAUCAUCACCACUUCACAAGCUCAGUACAGUUCUGAAGCGCUGUGCAUGGGGCUUCUGACAAUCAGCUGACUGGUGGCACCCCAUAAGCCCCUUUUGGAUCAGACCAGCUGCCUUUUACCUGUCCAUACCUGACAUCAUAUAUGAACCUUUUUCAUAGAAUCACGGAAUUGUAGAGUCGGAAAGGACCUUGAGGAUCCUCUAGCCUGAACCCCUGCCGUGUAGGAAUAUGCAGGUGUCCCAUACAGGGAUAGAACCUGUAACCUGUGAUUUUCUCAGCACCACAUUCUAACAAACUGAAUUACCCAGUGUUAUGUGAUUAGCAGGUGGGCAUGGCUUAGCCAAAUGGCCUGGAAAGCCAAAUGGGAAGGCCUGGUGUACCUAAUUAGGCCUAAGGGCUGGAGGUUCACUACAUCUGGUGUACAGUUCAGUUGAGAUUUUGUGCUUUAUCAUUUAAAACUUACACUGAUUUUGUUCUUUCAUAUAAAAGAACUCAGGUGUAUAAGAAAAUCUGGGAAAGCCUUGCAUGUAGUUGGUGUGUAUAUUUGAAGUUUAUGAUAAACCCCUAGAGAUCCGGAGACACUUUUUUCUGGAAUGAGAGACUAGUUUUGGAUUGUGCAGUAAUACGCCAUGGAGUUUGUUUCUCUUUGCCUUCUUCAUGGCUAUCUCAGGUUUCACAAUCAAAUGCCUUGUAAAUGUUUGUUUAAAUCCAUUUUUAAAAAAUUCGUUUUCGCAAUUAAAGUUAAAUGGAUGCUCUGUGAAGUCCCAUUUAUUUUGGUGAGAGGAAGAUAAGUGCCUGCUUAGCACACUCAUUUAAAAUCAUUGCAUUGCAUCCAGAGAAGAUUGUUCUGACCUCUGCUCAUGCAACAAUGAUACACACCUAGUACAGCCUCCACAAAAAGCCUGCACACCUCCCCCCCCCUCGGCAAAACAAAAACAAAAACCCACUUCUGGGACGGUUCCUGGAAGUCUAGAGCAGGAUGGAGUAUGUGGAGGAAUUGGAAGGAACUGCCUUCUGAUUGCAGGAGUGUUGUUUUUCGCCCACUCAUACAAAUCGUCUGCCAGAGCCGCUGUAUUUGAGGUACAUUCUAUUUUGGCUGGAUUGUGGGUAUUUCUUCAUAAAACAGUAUUGCCAAAAAGAUGUGUGCCUGCCUGCCCAAGUACCUGUCUAGAAGUUAUGCUAAACAUCAGUGGUAAAAUGUAGAGCAAUACUUUCAGGUAAAUGUUAGGGAGUGCUUUGCAUUGAAUAAACUGCCACAAAAAUGAACUGUCCAC
This is a messenger RNA of Podarcis lilfordi (Lilford's wall lizard), 37238 nucleotides long. The record is from the annotation of a GenBank genome assembly. Lineage: Eukaryota; Metazoa; Chordata; Lepidosauria; Squamata; Lacertidae.